Molecule: messenger RNA, 5670 nt
Organism: Ictalurus furcatus (blue catfish)
Lineage: Eukaryota; Metazoa; Chordata; Actinopteri; Siluriformes; Ictaluridae
Gene: cpne4a
Product: copine IVa
Exons: 17
Coding region: 2161-3834 (557 amino acids)
Biological process (GO): cellular response to calcium ion
Cellular component (GO): plasma membrane
Molecular function (GO): calcium-dependent phospholipid binding
Source: RefSeq, a predicted model, not a curated record
AUCGUUUCUAUGGUAACGACUCGUUCACAGGUACGUGUACAGCGCACGCUCCUCUGAUAAUAAAAAAAUCAUUGAUGUGGUGAAGUGUGCUGUAAGGAGAAAUGCGUUUGUUUGACAUUUACGGAAAGGAGUCUCCAGUGCGAGUGCUGUGUAACAGUUCAUCGAGGGAAAGUAUUUCUUGGUGACAACCUGAAGAAACGAUUUUAAGCUCUAACGUAAGUGAGAACAUCUUUAAAUGUAUUUAUAAACGAAGAAGUAAGAUGUGGUGUUUUCAAAAUGAAAAAAAAGUAAAAAUUUAAAUCUUUGGCAAGAUAUAUGGAGAGUGAAACACUUCUGGUGUGUGGCUGUAGGGAAAUGAUCAACAGUGAGGGUUAGCUGCUCAUAAAAACAGAUUUUUCUGUCUUCGGUGUGUGAGACGAUGAGAAAUCUGCUGCCAUCUACAGGUCAAAAUCAGCAUUUUCAGCACGCAUGCUCUUUAGUUGUGCGAAGGUGAAAACAACACAACUGACAUAUAAUUAAAAAAGAAAAGAACUAUUCUUUAUAACUGAACAUGUACAAAAAGCACUAACUGAACAACAGGGCAGCAUUUCUGUGUCUUUGAUGUUUUAGAGAAUCCCUACCUGCAGAAAGAGGCACAGCUGAACAGCCUGAUUUCCAGUGGAAUAAAAGAUAUGAGAAUUAAAGAAAUAUAUUUUUCUUUUGAAAUUAUGUUCAGUUUCAAAAGCUACAACUUUAUUUAUUUUUCUUUUUAAACUCUAAUAUUAUUUGUCCCUCAUGAGGAGCAGGUUCUCAGUCUGCAUGUUCUAGUCCACGUGCCCUGACUUCUCAACCAUGGUGUGUAUUGUUAAAUAUAACAGUUUUGCUGAUGGCAGCAUUAUGGAGAGGAUAUUGUGUAGAAGUCUACUGCAUUUCCUAAUCGCUGCUGUGGUUAAUGUAGUCUAAAUAAGUUUGGCCAACAAAUCUGUCCUCAUAGAUUUCAAAUUCUGGAAGGUUGGUAGCCAACCUUGUCUUUCUUUAUACCCAGAUUAAAAAAAAGGAAAAAGGUUGAAACCUUUUCAUCUACCGUGCUUGAAUGCCUGGCCAUGGCUGAAUUAAAUCAUUUGGAAAUUUGUGUUAACUGCCUGAUGUGGCUGAGCGUGAGAGGGCCCUUCUCCAUGACGUCAUACACUUGGGGGCGUGACCAAUGACCGCAUUUUCUCUUAAGAUUCAGUUUUCGUGUGCGACAUUUAGAGAAAACAUUUAUAUUUAUAUUUAACAUUUAUAUUUUACAUUUACAUUUAACGUUUACAAUUAUAUUUAACAUUUAGGAUUUUAUUUUAUUUUUAAUAUUUAGGAUUUAAAUUUAUAUUUAACAUUUACAUUUAACGUUUACAUUUAUAUUUAACAUUUAGGAUUUAAAUUUAUAUUUAACAUUUACAUUUAACACAUACAUUUUUAAAAAAAAUAGUUUUGCAUUAGUGCAUUAAUUUAUACGAAUUUCUCUCAAAAUGUUACAAAUUAUAUAGCAUUUAUUAUUAUUAUUUUUUUAUUUAUUACAUUUGGCAAUGCUAUAUGUGCAAAAACUGAGCAGGAUUAUAGAACGUGCAACAUUUUACAAACGGCGCAUAAUGUAUGAAUAACAUAAUGUAUAAAUAUGAAUAUAUAUGAAUAUGAUAACGUUACAUAGAAUUACUUUGUUACUUCAUGUUUCUUAAUAAACUAGAUCUAUUGCAUAAAAUAGAGCCCAAUACCCCCCACCCCCCCAAAAAAGCUUGAAUAUUAGUAACGCCCCUGGCCGCUAGAUGUCACUGUUUCUCCGGUUAUAUCGCCGCGUGUCAGCAGCAGUAGGUUAUAAUAAAACCCCGAGCAGUCCGGAGUGUCAGUUUAAAGCUCAGUGUAGAGAGGAGCAGAAACACCAAACACUCUGUGCAGAAAACUCUCAGCCUCUUCUACUCCUCUAUAUUCCUCUUUAUUCCUCCAUAUUCCUCUUUAUUCCUCCAUAUUCCUCUUUAUUCCUCUUGGCUUCCUCUGCACCGCUUCUGAACACCUGAGCUCAGGAUGGAGAUUGACUGCCUGCAUGGAGGAAACGUUUACACACUUACCUCUGUUUCAUUUCUUCAUUAAACCAUCACCUGCCUGGAUUUAAAUCUUCCAUGUUUAAGCGUCAGCACUGAACUGAAAAUGAGCGACAUCUACGAGUCGGCCGCGACCUCGCUGGGGCUCUUUAACAGUCCCUGCCUGAGUAAAGUGGAGCUGCGCGUGGCGUGUAAAGGAAUCUCAGACCGGGACGCUCUGUCCAAACCCGACCCCUGCAUCCUGCUCAAGAUGCAGUCACACGGCCAGUGGCUCGAGGUGGACAGGACGGAGGUGAUACGGAGCUCCAUCAACCCCACCUUCUCCAAAGUGUUCACCCUGGACUACUACUUUGAGGAGGUGCAGCGUCUCCGCUUCGAGCUCUACGACAUCAGCAGCAGCCACAAUGGUACCAAGGAGGUCGACUGCCUGGGGGCCAUGGAGUGUACGCUGGGACAGAUUGUGUCCCAGAGAAAGCUGUCUAGAGCUCUGCUGAAACACAGCAACACCGUGGGCAAGUCCACCAUCAUGGUCACAGCGGAGGAACUGACGGGGAAUGAUGACUACGUGGAGCUGUCAUUCAGCGCCAGGAAACUGGAUGAUAAGGACUUCUUCAGCAAAUCAGAUCCUUUUCUGGAGAUUUACAGAGUGAACGACGAUGGAACACAGCAGCUGGUGUACAGGACAGAGACGGUAAUGAACAACCUGAACCCGGUGUGGAAGACGUUCAAAACCUCCCUGAACUGUCUGUGCAGCGGCGACCAUGACAGGAUACUGAAGUGCUCUGUGUGGGACUGGGACUCCAACGGAAAACACGACUUCAUUGGCGAGUUCAAAGCCACUUUUAAAGAGAUGCGUGGAGCCACCGACGGCAAGCAGCACCAGCACAGUGUGCAGUGGGAGUGCAUAAACCCCAAAUAUAAAAUGAAGAAGAAGAAUUACAGGAACUCUGGGAUUGUCAUUCUGAAUCAGUGUAAGAUUAUAAAGAUGCACUCGUUCCUAGACUACAUCAUGGGCGGAUGCCAGAUCCAGUUUACAGUUGCUAUUGAUUUCACAGCGUCUAACGGAGACCCGCGGAACAGCUGCUCUUUACACUACAUCCACCCGUACCAGCCCAACGAGUAUCUCAAAGCGCUGGUUGCUGUGGGAGAGAUCUGCCAGGAUUACGACAGUGAUAAAAUGUUUCCGGCGUUCGGCUUCGGCGCUCGGAUUCCUCCCGACUUUAAGGUGUCACAUGACUUCGCUAUAAACUCUAACGAGGAUAAUCCCGAAUGUGCAGGUAUACAAGGUGUAGUAGAGGCUUAUCAGAACUGCCUCCCUAAGAUCCAGCUGUACGGCCCGACCAACAUCGCCCCCAUCAUCCAGAAAGUGGCGCAAUCCGCCUCCGAGGAACUGCACGUCCGCCAGGCCAUGCAGUACUUUAUCCUCCUGAUCCUGACGGAUGGUGUGAUCACAGACAUGGCUGACACGCGGGACGCCAUCGUUCAUGCGUCUCACCUGCCCAUGUCCAUCAUCAUCGUUGGCGUGGGGAACGCAGACUUCAGCGACAUGCAGAUGCUGGACGGAGACGACGGGAUCCUGCGCUCGCCCAAAGGAGAACCGGUGCUGAGGGACAUCGUCCAGUUCGUCCCCUUCCGCAACUUCAAACACGCGUCUCCUGCAGCGCUGGCCAAAAGCGUUUUAGCCGAAGUGCCGAACCAGGUGGUGGAUUAUUACAACAGCAAGGGCAUCAAACCCAAAUGCCCCAGCGAGUUCGAGUCUUCCAGGACGUUUAGCCGCUGAACUCUGACUACGAUCUGAUUAGGAUCAGCACGUCUCUGUCAGUCUGUCAGUCGUUUGUUUUGCAUGCGUGGAUGGUCGUAGGCUAAAGCUAAAGUGCCAACACACGUGUCCGGCAUGGAGACACGGAGACUCUGCAUGUUUCUCAGAGAUAUAACUGAUCUGUUUCUUUUUUUAUGUCUAUAUUUAAACUGAGAUUUUGCUAAAUUUCAUAAUAUUCUUACAUUGUAAAGCAUUUUGGAUGGAGGUCAUUGAGAAUGUUUAGCUCUCUGUAUUAGAUACUGAACGUCUGCACCUUGAGAUGAAACGUGGGGUUUUUUUGCACAUGAGGAAAUGCAUGACUGUCUUUUGCAUGUUAAUAUAAACGAAUAAACCAAAAUUUCUCCUUGUUUUGGUCUGGAGAUUGUAAACGAAUGUGGGCGUGUCCCAAACGCUAGCUCUAGGAGAGAAGAGAGCUUACCGGAGUUCAUUCUAACGCGUCGUUAAGAAAAGAAAACGGAAAACGAGACGCCGUGACUUCAAUAAGUUUAACAAAUCCAUUCAUCAAAUGCUAAUAAAGUCAUUCAUUUCCAUUUCAGAACACAAAACCUUGCUGUUAUCAGAAGCUAAUCUGCAGUGUAGUGGGAUGUCUUUUAUUCCUCAGAUACCACAGCAGGAAGCAAACAAUGGUACUGGAGACUCCUUCCAUAAAUGUUCGAUUACAGAAGACUUCACCAUAUCAAGUUACCGUGGCGAUACGAAUACGAAAACGUAUCAUGUUAACGAGCGCAUUAAUAUAAACCUGCGCUACGGUCAGUGCCUCUGUUAUAGAAAACUAAUCAACACCUCCUGACCAAUCACAAUCCAGAACUCGGCACCGUGGCGUAAAAGCUUCACCUGCAGGCCUAUAAAUCUUUGAAUCUGAAGAACUGUAUCGUACUGCUCAUAAUAACUGAGUAGAAUUUUAAAAUGCUAAAUAUUAUAAGCGUAUAUAUGUGUAUAUAUCAGUAGAGCUUAAAACAGAUAUUAUAACUUCAGUUACUUCUUUAAUACAAUAUUUAUCUGACUUUUUCAGUGGCUAGCCUGCGUCACCGAGACUCCUCCCACCAAAUGAAUCUUAAUAUCACUUCAUAACUAUUUACUAUAUUAUACACAUACCAUUUUUAUCAUUUGACUGAAACAGAUUUAAUCAAUUGACAAAAUCUGGAUUAUUACAUAAAGCUGUAUCUUCUGUCAUUUUUCACUGACCUCCAACUUGAGCACCGCUGGUUAUUUAAUGAACAAUAACCAAUUAAUUACAUAAAUUAACACCAAACGUCAAUCAUGGUGAAGUCUUCUUUUUGAUAUUCAUAGAGCAUAUUCAGCAUUGGCUCGUUCUGACUCUCGGCCGCGUCUCGACGUUAAACCUGACAGAACACCGUUGCUCAAAGUAAUGUCACGAGGUCGGGUUUAGAGAGGCGUCUGUGAGCGUUAGCGUUUGGGACGAGGCCUGAGGGUACACUCCGAUCAGUAAAAGCACAACAGAGUAACACUUUAGAAUAUCUGAUUCAGGUAGUUUAUUAGAGUGUGAUAAUAAAGUGCUAUAAACAAUGUGCGUGUGUGUGCGUGUGUGUGUGUGUGUGCGGAUUGUGAUUGGAGUGUUUUCAGAGAGUUUCGGAAUAAAAACGGCGUGCAUGUGGUGUAACGUAACAGACAUCAGUGCGUCCUUUGUAUUCUAAAGUGUUACCGAUUCUAAAUUAUUAAUAAAUCUUACUCUGGAAUAUUGUAGAGUUGUUUUGGUUUUUAUUUGGACUCGUGGAUUCUUUUCUUUUAUUUAUUUGUUUGUUUUUCAGAAGCAUGUUUAAUUUUAUUUACACAACA